AUGACGGAUUACUGGGUGAGCACAAAGAAGCACUACUGCGAAACGUGCAACUGUUGGCUGUCUGGGCACAGGGUUAACAUAAAGAAUCAUGAAAAGAGCGCGAGGCAUAUCGAGAAUUUAAAGAAAGUGAUCAGCGAAUCGUUUAAGAGGAAGGAACAGGAAACGAAAGAGAAAGAGUUCCUCGAAAGGGAGCUAAAAAAAUUAGAAAAUGUGGAAAGGAAAGUGCUGUCUGAUUUGAAUAAAAAUGGGACAUCCCCUCAUCGAAGCGGCGACAUCAGUUUGAAUGUUUCGAAUGCGCACUCCAAGAGUAGAAGUGGCAAUCAGAGCAGCAGCAAUAAUGAGGGGGUUAACACAAGUAGUACCUCCCCUAGUAGCAACCCAGCUAGCCGCAAAAACAAAAAGUGGGUUCCAAUGAUACAUGAAGAUACUCGUUCUUUAGUAUUCUUCAAUAGACUGAAAAACGAAAUUGUGCACGAAAAGCCAAAAGAUUUUUUCGAAGAUUUCCCCGAACAUGAAUCAUUUGUGGAGCAAAAUGGAUGGUACAAAUACUUUGAUUAUAACUCCAACAGUUUUUACUACUUCAAUAUUUACAGCUCGAAAAGUGUGUGGGAGUAUUCACUCAGCAGGAUAAAUAGCUUGAUGGAUUUUAUCAAUCGAUGUGAACAGGCUGCACAGAAAAAUAUAAGUUCUGGUAAUCCCGCAGAAGUUGCAAGUCUGAGUAUGCAUGCGGGCCCCGUGGCCAGUCAGCAUCAUCUCCAUUUGGGUGGACCCCCCUACUACGUGAAUUACUCGCAAAUGUUCACCCCGCAGAGUUACAGUGUAUAUGCUACGAACAAUCCGUUAAGCAAUCCGGCAGGGACCGCGCCGCAGAUGGUUGAAAGUACAAAAGAGGGGAUGAUUCAACAGAGCAGUGACAACGGCGAUGGUAAUAUUCCUGUGUGUGAUGGGAGUCGUGUGCACAGUAGUACCCAUUAUGGUAAAGUACACGAUGCAUCUCCAGCGAAGUUGGCCGAUCGGGUUGGUGAAAAUGGAGGAAGAAUCGCAAAAGAAACGGACGCCCAAGAAGGAAGCAAUGCAAUGGAGGAAGGAAAUCCAAAGGAGAAUCCCCCAUAUGAAAUGAGCGAAAGGGGAUUUAAAGAGAGUAGUACACAUUUUGAAGGGAAGAAAAAAAAGGCGAACAUUUCUUUAUCGUUUAAGAAGGCAGAAGGUGUAGGUACACCUCCGCAUGGCAGGAAAGAGAAUGAAAAAAGUAACAUGGGGGGAGGGGACCAACUUGUGGAAAGCAGUACCGCUCAACAGGACGAGAGUGCCAAACCUGGCAUGUGGGAAGUGGUGGAGAAUAAUGAUGUAGAGACAAUUUCAAAUGAGCAUAUAGAACAAAUUUUUUACAACGUCAAAUCGAAGGAGGAAAUUGAAAAGGAAAAAAUUGCACAGCUAGAGGAAGAUAUUCGCUACGAAUAUUCUGAAUAUAAUGAAUUUUAUAUAAAAAAAAAAGAAUUAGAAAAUGAGGAAAUAUAUUUAAACCAGGAAUUCAAAUUCGUGGACAAGCCUAUAUAUAAGAAAGCCAUUGAUAAGAAUCGUGACAAGAAGGUGGACUUUGCCAAGCGCAGCAUUAAGGGAAUGAAGAAUAAAAAAAAAAUCUCAUAG
This is a messenger RNA of Plasmodium vivax (malaria parasite P. vivax), 1647 nucleotides long. RefSeq lists its product as hypothetical. Gene Ontology annotation, biological process: mRNA splicing, via spliceosome. The record is from RefSeq and is a predicted model, not a curated record. NCBI's taxonomy places the organism in Eukaryota, Apicomplexa, Aconoidasida, Haemosporida, Plasmodiidae. Bases 1 to 1647 code for a protein of 548 amino acids. Gene Ontology annotation, cellular component: nucleus; precatalytic spliceosome. Gene Ontology annotation, molecular function: RNA binding; zinc ion binding. The transcript has a single exon.